This is a messenger RNA of Sinocyclocheilus anshuiensis, 3026 nucleotides long. Its product is annotated as pygopus homolog 2-like. The record is from RefSeq and is a predicted model, not a curated record. The coding region runs from base 776 to 2476 and encodes 566 amino acids. The transcript has 3 exons. NCBI's taxonomy places the organism in Eukaryota, Metazoa, Chordata, Actinopteri, Cypriniformes, Cyprinidae.
CCCUCUUUGUCCGGCAACGAGCAGGCCGUAAUUAACAUGGCCAAUUUCGCGUUUGGGGAUAAAUAUUAAAUCGUAAGUCUAUUUGACAUUGAUUGUUUGUCAUAUGCGGGUUGACAUCCAUGACUUGAUGCAACAGUCGGGUGUAUAUGAAUGAGCUGUAUGAGCAGCGUUUACCGUCUUACCUUGCUUGCUGAUGGCUAAACGGCUAGCGGUAGCUAGCUCGCGAAUUCAAAUCACGUUUAAAUUAAAUUCAAACGCCUAACGCGUCAUUUACAGUCGCACUGUAUUUUCGAAUCGAACGCAGUUUAAAAUGGGGAAGAGCUCGGUGUGCUUGCAUCUGAAUGAUAUUUAGACGGCCGUCCAGGUAGAAACACAUCUGUAUGUGAUCACAUUGCAGGCAGGCAGAUGUGUAUUCACAUUCAGUCCAUCCCAAUCACGGCUGGUUUGCGUGCUUGCAAAGAUCUUUUGGUUAAUAACUCAACAUCUUCAGACGUAUCUGCGAUGCUCAUCCAGAUCGCGUUAUUAUUUGGGGGGUGCAUGCGUGUAAACGUGCAGAAGAUGAUAAAUCUGACUCAAACCAUUAAUGCAUCCUUCAGACAUGUUGCCGAGUAGGUGCCUGAUCUCUUUGGCCCAUCGGUACAGUUAAAAAUUAAGCAUUUCACGCGCAAUUCCUGGGGCUUCGGGGUGAUACUCGUUGGACCCGAGGAGGUUUAAGUCAAAUAAACUAAUUUCUGUAAAUGAACGGUGUCAUGGCACCGCACCGACAGUCAUUUUAAUGGCGGGACAGCAGGCGGGACAGACUCAAGGAAAACGAGGCAAAGGUUCCCAGAUGAAGAGCCCAGAGAAAAAGAAGAGGAAGUCCAACACUCAGGGGGCAGCAUUCUCCCACCUCUCUGAGUUUGCACCCCCUCCUACUCCGAUGGUUGAUCACCUGGUGGCCUCUAACCCUUUUGAUGAUGACUUUGGUCCGCCAUUGCGAUCUGGUGGAGGGGGUGGUCCAGGUGGUGCCUCUUUUCUGCCCAGUCCAGGGGGCGGUGGAGGUGGCUAUGGUGGACCCGGUCGAAUGGGAGGAGGUAUGGGAUUCAUGGGUGGCCCAGGUGGACCUGGAGGCGGACAGCCUGGCCGACGACCCCCUUUCGGUCCGCCAACGCCAAAUACUGGACCACACCACCCACUUGGAUUUGGGGGCAUGCCAGGCUUUGGAGGUGGUGGUGGAGGAUUUCCACCAGGAGGCCCAUCCCAGUUUAACAUGCCACCCAAUUUCAGCCCACCCAUGCACCCUGGGCAGGGCUUCAAUCCAAUGUUGUCACCUGGAGGAAUGGGUGGCGGUCCAGGAGGUGGAGGAGGUCCACCUCAUCCAAGGUUUGGGAUGCCUCAGCAACAGCCUCCACAUGGACAAGGUGGCCAUCCCUUCAACAGCCCGCCCUUACCUGGCGGCCCUGGCCCUCGUGGGCCUCCGCACGGCCCCAUGAACGCUAUGGGGGGUAUGGGAGGAGGAAUGAACAUGAUGGGCAUGGGUGGUGGGGGUAAUAUGGUGGGUGGACAUCCAGGUAUGCCUCCACAAGGACAGUUCCCUCCUCCACAAGAUGGCCCGUACCCUGGAUCAAGUCCUCCUGUUGGUGAAGAGGGAAAGAACUUUGGUGGUCCAGGUGGUGGUCCACCUGUUCCCUCUCAACAGCAACCACCUAACCUUAACCCCUCCGGUCCUCCAUCCAACAAUGCCACUCCUGGUCCGUCCCCAGCCCCUGGACCCCCACAGCCCGGAGGAGGUUUCCCAGGUCAUCCAGAUGUCCAACAACCCAACCCCAACACUCCAGGACAACCCCAGUCGGCUCCUCAACCCCCCAAUCCCAACUCGUCCCCCACUGGCCCCCAUAACGGUCCCCAGCCUCAACAGGCACCAACCAAUCAGCAUCCUCCACCCAACUCCACUGGUGGCCCUGGCCCCAACACCCCAUCCAAUCAGCAGCAACCAACGCCACCAAACUCCGCUCCAGGUUCAGUGCCCUACAACCAGCAGAACAAUACUCCUGGAGGUCCAAUGCCAAACCAGCCACCCAACUCCACCCAGAACAACCUUAACAACAGCAGUGGUGGCAACACCCCAGGUAGCAACCCCAAUCCUCCAUCCAACUCCAACUCCACGCCCAACACCCAAUCCCCGCUUCCCAGUGGGCCCGCUCCACCCUCUGCUGGCCCUGGCUCCGGUCCCCCAAAGCUAGGUGGAGGCAUGGUGUUCCCUUGUGGCCUCUGUCUGUCAGAAGUGCACGAUGACCAAGAGGCCAUCUUGUGUGAGGCUUCCUGCCAACGAUGGUUCCAUAGAGACUGCACAGGCCUAACUGAGCCAGCGUAUGGGCUGCUAACCAGGGAGAGUGCCGCGGUGUGGGCUUGCGACUUCUGCCUCAAGACAAAGGAGAUUCAAGCUGUUUAUGUGCGCCAGGGACUGGGACAGCUGGUGGCUGCAAAUGAUGGCUAAAGGAGAGAAGAAGAUCGGGGAAGAGGGAUGUUUGAUUUAUUUCUUGGUGCUUUAUGUCUUGUGUUUCAUGGUGAGAAAGUGAAAUGAAAGUGAAGAAUUAAUCCACCAGAGGAGAGCGAGACAUACAGAUAAAACUGAACUUCUUAAUCUGAUGUUACUUCUUGCAUUUGUUUCUUCACAGACCUCAUAAGCACUUUUAGGGCCCAUAUCUCUGAUUAAAAAGCAUUGUAACAGAUGUUGGAAAUGUUAUAGAACAUCAUGACACAUUUUCAAAAUUCAGCUGUUUUUGCACUCAUAGGUCUUCAUUUCACCUUGGUGACAAAUUUGGAGAAGCAGAUUGAUCCUGGCCACAGUAAAAAGCAAAAUUCAAUAUGUUUGUACAAUAAUUUAACCCUUUGUGUGAUUAUACCCAAGAUCAGCCUCCAAAGAGCUGUCCAAUUUUUUUCUUUCUUUACAAAAUCCAUCUUGCUGAUCUGCAAAGCACUGAUGCCAACUUGCUACCUCAAAAAUUUUGACAUGUCUGGCUAAGAAUGCUUUGAUUAAGUCAAGA